AUGGCUUCCCAAUACAAUACUACUAUUCCCUUGAACAAAGCCCAGGCUCAACCCUUUCCACUUCCCGUUUACGAAAGAGAAUUCGAGCAGCAGAAGCUGCAGAAUCUUGCUUAUGCUUCAUACGUAGGACUCAUUACAUGUCUAUCAUGGAAUCUCUUUGCUGUAACUUGUCUAUGGAUUCUUGAAGGGUCAGAUUAUAUAACGUUGAUUUUGGCCAUUGCACUCUUGUUUCUUGGAGCUCCCACAGCAUAUGCAACUUGGUAUCGUAAUCUUAGUCUUGCUUUUAGAGAAGAAGAAGGAGAAAAUGGUUCCAAGCUUUAUCAGGUCUUUCUGGUGUACUAUUUUCUCCAAAUUGCCUUCUGCUUUUAUGCUUCGAUGAAUUUUCAUGGAAGAUACAUCACAGGGAUCUCGACUGCUGUUGAUGUUUAUUUGGAUAAUAAUAAUUUGAUGAUUGGGAUCUUCUACUUGAUCGGUUCUGUGCUUUUUUAUCUUGAACUCUUGCUCAGUUUUUGGGUUCUAAUUCGUGUAAAAGCUUAUUACAGUCGCCGUCAGGUUGGUUUAUCCUCUGUCGGGAUUUAG
This is a messenger RNA of Manihot esculenta (cassava), 579 nucleotides long. RefSeq names its product secretory carrier-associated membrane protein 6-like. Gene Ontology annotation, cellular component: recycling endosome membrane; trans-Golgi network membrane. The transcript has a single exon. Gene Ontology annotation, biological process: protein transport. The record is from RefSeq and is a predicted model, not a curated record. Bases 1 to 579 code for a protein of 192 amino acids. NCBI's taxonomy places the organism in Eukaryota, Viridiplantae, Streptophyta, Magnoliopsida, Malpighiales, Euphorbiaceae.